Ictalurus furcatus (blue catfish) is the source of this 4737-nucleotide messenger RNA. RefSeq names its product thromboxane A2 receptor (gene tbxa2r). The record is from RefSeq and is a predicted model, not a curated record. Gene Ontology annotation, biological process: positive regulation of vasoconstriction; inflammatory response; adenylate cyclase-activating G protein-coupled receptor signaling pathway. Gene Ontology annotation, cellular component: plasma membrane. The transcript is spliced from 3 exons. Gene Ontology annotation, molecular function: thromboxane A2 receptor activity. NCBI's taxonomy places the organism in Eukaryota, Metazoa, Chordata, Actinopteri, Siluriformes, Ictaluridae. The coding region runs from base 585 to 1709 and encodes 374 amino acids.
UAACUGUGAUUUUUGUUUUAUUUAUUUAUUAAUCAAUUGCAUUACUCUACUAUACAUCUGGGUGUUUUUUGUUGUUGUUGUUGUUGUUGUUUUUUGUUUGUUUGUUUGGUUUUUUUUUUUUACAAAUUUUCUAAUACUAUGACUAAUUUUGUCAAGACAUUUUUUUUUAUGUAGUAAUGAUUUUAACACAAUGUAAGAAUAACGUUUUAUGCUAAUGUUUUAAGAACGUUUACCAAAAACAUGUAACUUUGAAAAAAAAAAACAUCCUACUAACGUUACUGCAAAAACGUUUUUUAAAUCACUUUGAGAGAACUUGUUCCGUGUUAGCUGGGUUAGUAAAUAUUUGCUGUGUCUAUGAUACUGUUGGCCUUCCAUACAGAUCCCUCAUGUGAGACGCCCAAACUGGGACACGGUAGACACUUUAUAGACAACAUGAGGAGAAACGAGCCACCAAACUAAUACUCUGGAAGUAUGAAGAAACAUCCGUAAGUUUGGCAGAUCUGGAGUGAGGCCCACAGGAUGACCCUAUUACCCAACCAAAAGGACUAAUUUGAAGAAAAAUCAAAUAAAGCAAGUGUGCCACCAUGAUGCCAUUUCACUCAAACAACACAAGCCAAGAGGCAUUAAAUCAGUCCUUCUGCUUUUCCAUCAACAAACCCCCAUUCCAAAUCAGCCACACCAUCGCCUCAGCCUAUUUCUCGGUUGUGUUCUGUGUGCUGGGCCUCAGCUCCAACCUGUUUGCAUUUGUGGUGCUGGUCAAGUCCUUCAAGCAAACACACAGCCGCUCUCGCUCAUCCUUUCUUCUCUUCCUAUGCGGCCUGGUGGUGACUGACUUCAUGGGCCUGCUGGUCACUGGAGCCAUCGUGGUCACUUUCCACAUCACACAUUUCAACUGGAUGAAACUGGACCCCUACUGUCACUUCUGCAACUUCAUGGGCAUGUCCAUGGUUUUCUAUGGCCUGUGCCCACUUCUUUUGGGUGCUACAAUGGCUGUGGAACGAUUUGUAGGCAUCACCCGGCCUUUUGCCCGCUCCACAAACAUGUCAAAGAGCCGAGUGUGCACCAUAAUGGCCAGCGUGUGGGUGGCGGCUGGGUGUAUCAGCCUGUUGCCUCUGUUCGGUCUGGGUAGCUACCACCUCCAGAUCCCAGGUUCGUGGUGCUUCCUGAACAUCAGCUCUAUGCCCCUGGAUAUGGCCUUCUGCCUGGUGUUCUCACUGGUCGGGCUGACGUCUCUGGCCGUGUCCUUCAUCUUGAACACAGUGAGCGUGGUCACUUUGCUGAGGGUCUGCUGUGGACAGGACUCCACCCAGCGCCGGAGAGACUAUGAGGUGGAGAUGAUGGUGCAGCUCAUCCUUAUCAUGGUCAUUGCAUCCAUCUGCUGGUAUCCACUGCUGGUGUUUAUUGCACAGACAGUAUUGUCUGCAUCAAAGCUGGACAUCCCCAAACUGUUGCUCUACAUUCGCUUUGCCACCUGGAACCAGAUCCUGGAUCCCUGGGUCUACAUCCUCUUCCGUCGUUCCAUACUGAAACGUAUUUAUCCUCGCAUGGACUGGUCUCGUGGCUCCAUCGCCAGCCUCUACUCAACCUCUAUGCGCAGACUCACUCAUUCCUCUAUAGGGCGCCCUGUCAGUCUCAGGGAGCAAAUCUCCGAUGAACCAAAGCAGGAACAUGAAUUAAUGUCAAUGCGGAGUGUCUCUCCUCCUUCUUAAUCAACAUUCGGCACCUUCAGUUUAACGAUUUGGUCAGUCAUUUAUGUUUAUGAAAAGUCUAUUUUGUUAACAUACUCCAAAACCUAAUAACAUGAUUUUUAAAAUGGUUUAUUCUUCUUUCAUGGAUGAAAAAACUGCAUACAUUAAUAUUUGGGUCACUUUUGUUAACAUUCCCUUUUCCAACAGAGACUUUUCAUUUAGUGCCAUUUAAUUUUAUGUAACGCAGCUUUACAGAAAUUCACAUGUAGAUCCAAAUCCUUGGCAAGGAAGUAAUCCCUGAGGUGACAUGAGAAAGAAAGCUUGAGAGAAACCAAUCUUUCUCUGUGUUUCUACAGAAAAGUGACUUGUGAUUUUGUGAUUCUGUGACCAAUGUAGGCUAGUUUCCUAACAGUUAACUAGCCAACUAGCUAGGUUAGCCAAUGUUAGCGAUGAAAAACAAAGUGCUGUUUGUUGCCAUGAGUAUAUUCUGACAAGUUUGGCUGUUAAAUAAAUCAUUGUGAAAAUGGAGAAAUCAAGACUCGAUAGUGAAACCAUACUCGUGUCGAUCUGUGAUAAAUGUGAGCUAGUUUUCUGCUACCUAAUACAUCUAAUGUUGAUGAUAGUCUAUUCGAAAUGGCAGAAGGACAUUAAGCAGGAUUUUAAUUUGCAUAUUUGUGUAUAGCUCUGGAAAAAAUUAAGAGAUCACUCCAAAUUUUUCUUAAAUCAGCAUCCCUACAUGUAUGGCAGCCAUUCCAUUCCAGUAUCUGUUGAAUUCCAACACAAACAUGCCUCAUUCUACUUAACGAGGCACUGAAAACUUAAACCAAAUUUUAUUUAACCAGGAAAAGUACAUUUUUAAAAAAAAAAAACUUUUUGCAUUAUUUGUCAUUAUUUUGUGUCUGAAAACACUUUUUUGUUGUUAUUUUGACCAGUUGUCAUUUUCUGUAAAUAAAUUCUCUAAAUGACAAUAUUUUUGUAAGCAAUUUGUGAGAAAUGUUUUCAGUAGUUUAUAGAAUAAAACAAAAAUGUUCAUUUUACCAAAACACAUACCUAUAAAUAUUAAACCCAAAGAAACUGAUAAUUUUGCAGAUAAUUUUUUUUCAGAGCUGUAUAUUCAUAGUUCUUGGCAUUUUAAAUGAGACUACAGGUGUAGUGUGUUGAUAGGAUAAUUUAGUAAAAUAGUCUAAGUUUACAAUUCCAAAAUGAUGGCACAAAGGAUGUUGUUAGAUAUUUUCCUGAUAAACUGUAUGCGUUAUAGUGUUUAUCAUGAAACAACCUCUUCUGCUGCACUCUUGAACAAAAACACCCAAGAGGACAGAAACUGAAAAUAGCCUUUUUUGCAUAACAUUAUUUUAACAUAUUCAUUAAAAAAAAUUCCACGAAAAUGUGUUGGUUAUUCUCACGUUACCCUUGGAAAAAUUAAAGCACAAAAAUUGAUCAUAUUUAAUCAUAUUUAAUAUCAAUUCAUCUCCCAGCAUCCAUCCAUUCUCACUUCCCCAAUCUCUUUCACUCAGCUUCAUUCAGAUUCACAGGUUUGCUAAUCUCACACAGCUGUAGUUAAUUAGCAUAUGUAUUUAUUCACUCAUUUCAGUCUUGUUUGUGUUUUUUGGCCGCAGUUUUGAGCCUUUUGUUCUGUUGGAUUUGUUCCCAUAAACGCUAUUUCUUUUGUUUCAUACAACAUUAUAUUAGAUUAGAUUCCAUCUUCUAUACCGCUUAUCCUUUUUCAGGGUCGCGGGGAAACCUGGAGCCUAUCCCAGGGAGCAUGGGGCACAAGGCAGGGUACACCCUAGACAGGGUGCCAAUCCAUCACAGGGCACACACUCACAUACAUAUUCACACAUUCAUACACUACGGACACUUUGGACAUGCCAAUCAGCCUUCCAUGCAUGUCUUUGGGGGAGGAAACCGGAGUACCCGGAGAAAACCCCCGCAGCACGGGGAGAACAUGCAAACUCCGCACACACAGGGCAGCGGGGGAAUCGAACCCCCAACCCUGGUGGUGUGAGGCUAACCACUAAGCCACCAUGCACCCUGGCCAGAAUGUGUUGAUUUAUAUUCUAUAGCAGCUGCUUAAUUUUUUUUUAAGAAUUGUAUAUUAAUGCACAUGUUUUAAUACGUUAUUGUUUCUAUAGUUACAGCUCAUUCAUGGGACUUGUAUGGUGGACAUGCCACUUAAUCUAAGACUAAUAAUAAACAAAAAAAAUUUGAAAAAAAAGUGUUAUUAUUUAACAAAGAAAAACAUAUAAUUGUUGCUGUCAUGAAGUCUUCUGCACAGAUGCUUUUAUUCACUAUUUUCUGAAGGAGUCUCCAGUGUCAGCAAAUUUUGUCUUUUUGUCAUUUCCUAACAAGAGAGAGAAAAAUAGAGACUGGUGAGGGAAUAUAUGUUUAUAACUGCUUUGAGGGAAGUAGUACAGUAGGAACUUGUUUUGCAGACUUUCCACAACAUCAAUAGCUAUAAAUGGAUUUUUUUUAAAAGCAUGUUGUGACCUUAUUUCUUAAAAAAUAAUGAGAACUGCAGAUGUUUUCUAAUGGACGUCACACUGAGAGUGAGCGUAUAUGAGAAAUGCUUGUUUUACUUAUCAGAUGAGUUUCUGCUGUUUUGAGAUGUGGAAUGAAAAUCCAUGAGAAAAUGAAAACAUUUUAUACACUGGCAGUUAAAAAUUUUCACACUCUAUUAACAUUUUUGGUGAAACUGAAGAGUUGAAGUUAAAUGCUUCAAAAUGCUAAAAUAAGAAAUAGAUAUUUUAAAGUAUUGUUACAGUGGUGGAAAUAGGUAACAAUUAUGUUGUGUGUGUGAGAGAGAGAGAGUUUGCUGCAGUGAACUAUUUGGGGAAAAGCUAGAAACGGAAAUUCAUUAACAGUCUUCUUAUACGCAAAAGUAAAAUCAUGAUGAUGAUUAAAAUGUUUGAUGCAAAACUCAAAUUAACACAUGUCUAGGUGCACACAAUUAAAAUAAAGUAUAAAUAAAAUGUAAUUCCACAGGAGUGUAUGUGUAUAUAUAUAUAUACACACACACACACACACACACACACACAUACACUUUUUAUUC